Paramuricea clavata is the source of this 859-nucleotide messenger RNA. Lineage: Eukaryota; Metazoa; Cnidaria; Anthozoa; Malacalcyonacea; Plexauridae. The record is from the annotation of a GenBank genome assembly.
AUGAAAACCCAGACCGAACUACUCGACUACGUCGAUAGUUUAAGCUACAGUGACAUAUCUGGAAAUGGUACUCGAACUGGAAUGGCAUUAAAAAUAGCUGAUGAGGUGAGAUCAUGGUUUUUAAGUAUAAAUGGCAAAGCUUCCACAAAAACUGAUCAACUCGAAAGUUGUAGUGAUCAACUCGAAAGCUUAUGCUUCUUUGAUCACUACGCACUUUUACUUUACUAAAUUAACUUGAAAUUAUCAAUUCGAAUCAUAAUUAUUUGUAAAAUUUUAUAUAAAUCUUGAAAUCUUGAAAAUCUAAUAAUUCACAUUGGUUUUACACUGUCAGAGUCGCGAGAAACGAGAAACCAUUUGUUUUUGUCCAGAGGUGAAUAUAUUGUGCAAGGACAUCCGGAGCUGAGCAAUCAUGCAGUCAAAUUUUCUGAGUCAAAAUUGCGUGAAGAGCACUAUCCAUCUCCCGAAUAUAUAUGAUAACAAAAGUUAAAACCAGAAAAAUUUUCCUAUCCAAUGUAGAAAUUCCCACUGACAAGUCCAGAAAAUUAUCGUUCAGACGCCGGAGAUGUGGUCUUGAUAAUUACAGAUGGUGAGCCGAUCAGACGUCCAGGCGAAGAUACAUUUGGUAGCAAAUACAAAAGUAACAGUAAUGGCGAACGAAUGCUUGCUAAGGACCGAGCUCAAAAUCUCAGAGGUAGAGAUAUCGUUGUUUUUGGAUUGAGAAUAAGAACAGAGGAUACGUUGAGUAAAUUCAGAAGUGAUAUUAAAGAGUGGUCGACGAAAGGGAAAUACUUUGAAGCGAAUAAGGAUAGUCUGCAGAGAAUCUUGGACGAGCUAACUAAUGUUUCUUGCAUCGAUCCAG